Messenger RNA from Bombus huntii, 6639 nucleotides. RefSeq names its product phosphatidylinositol 4-phosphate 5-kinase type-1 alpha-like (gene PIP5K59B). The coding region runs from base 377 to 3148 and encodes 923 amino acids. Gene Ontology annotation, biological process: phosphatidylinositol metabolic process. The record is from RefSeq and is a predicted model, not a curated record. Gene Ontology annotation, molecular function: phosphatidylinositol kinase activity. The transcript has 20 exons. Lineage: Eukaryota; Metazoa; Arthropoda; Insecta; Hymenoptera; Apidae.
AAUCGUAUUCAAGAUUUUUCACUGAAAUAACACUUCUUCGAACGGCGAAAGAUCUACCGUAGCUUGCAAGUAUUUCCACUAGAUGGCGGUGAAAUCUGGGCAAGAUGGCGUCCGGUCAAUAGACGAAGAGCAGAGGGAGGCCGGAGGCGCUCUCGAGUAAAACGAUCGACACGCGAGUGAAACGUAAAAAUGUUUCGUGAGGGAGUGCGCGUUACAUAUAUGUCGGCUUGAACGUGCCGUGUUUCUCGAACUCGAAAGAUGCUGCCAUGUAAAGCGACGACAGAGGAGGUGCCUUCGCGAAACUGUCAGGAAGAUCGUCGUCGUCGUACGUGAGUCAGUGCGCUCGGUCGAUUGAAAGAAGGCACGUACGUACAAAAUGGCUUCAGGCGACAAUGUGGACGUGAUCGAAGUGGUCGAGACAAGCUUCUCUGGCCCGGCACAGGCCACGGAGGAUCAUCUCAGACCGGAACAGUACGCGGACGAGGACAGUAAAUCUACAGGGGAUAAGGUGACAACAUUUGAGAGUUCGGUAAAUCAACAUGGCACCGCGGGGCCCAAGACCCCUGUGGGGGUGUCGAGGAACAAAUCGGAGCGAGAGAGAAAGAUCGGCCACAGGAGAGUUGGAGUGGGAGGUGAAAUCACGUACAAAAAGAUCCAAACGACACAAAUCAUGGGCUCCAUCCAGCUAGGCAUCCAACACGCAGUCGGUGGUUUGGCUAGUAAACCAGAGCGUGAUUUACUGAUGCAAGAUUUCAUGACUGUAGAAACGACGAACUUCCCGAGCGAGGGAUCCAAUCACACUCCAGCUCAUCAUUUUUCGGAGUUUAAGUUCAAAAAUUACGCACCUAUUGCAUUUCGUUACUUUCGGGAUCUCUUUGGCAUUCAACCGGAUGACUUUUUGAUGUCGAUGUGUAGCGCUCCGUUACGCGAAUUAUCAAACCCCGGCGCUAGUGGAAGUAUCUUUUACCUAACAGAUGAUGACGAGUUCAUCAUAAAGACUGUACAACACAAAGAAGGAGAAUUUUUACAGACGCUUCUUCCAGGAUAUUAUAUGAAUCUAAAUCAAAAUCCAAGGACAUUAUUGCCAAAGUUCUUUGGAUUAUAUUGCUAUCGGUGUAAUAGUAAAAAUGUUAGAUUAGUCGCUAUGAAUAAUCUUCUGCCCUCGUCGGUGAAAUUGCAUCAAAAGUAUGACUUAAAAGGAUCAACAUACAAAAGAAAGGCAUCGAAAUCAGAAAGAUCUAAAUCUUCUCCAACAUACAAAGAUUUAGAUUUCAUGGAACACCAUCCAGAAGGGAUCUUUUUGGAGGCGGACACGUAUAGUGCCCUAGUUAAAACUAUUCAAAGAGAUUGUCGGGUGUUGGAAAGUUUUAAAAUCAUGGAUUACUCUUUACUCGUUGGUCUUCAUAACCUCGACCAGGCUGCAAGAGAAAAAACGCAGGAGCAGAGAUUAUCAGCGAGUGCGGAGGAAGAAGUUGGCGAAGUGGGAGGUGAGAGUACAGCACUUACUCAAGCAGAAAAAGAACGGGAACGAGAGGACAGAAUAGGAGCCAGCGCUCUGAACCGAUCACGAAGCAUAAAUCGACAAAGGUUGGUUGCGCACAGUACCGCUAUGGAGAGUAUUCAGGCUGAAAGCGAGCCGAUAGACGAGGAGGACGAUGUACCCAGUCCAGGUGGAAUUCCUGCUCGUAAUGCCCGCGGCGAACGCCUUCUACUUUUCCUUGGUAUUAUUGAUAUUUUGCAAAGUUACAGGCUUAAGAAAAAAUUAGAACAUACUUGGAAGUCAAUGAUACACGAUGGUGAUACUGUGUCUGUACAUCGGCCAGGUUUUUACGCGCAACGUUUCCAAGAUUUCAUGGCGAAGACAGUAUUCAAGAAAAUACCAUCACUGGACCUGCCUGAGAUUAAGGGGAAUCAUCGCAAAUUCCGUAACCUCGUCACCAGCUACAUAGGUAACUUUGUCUCGUUGAAACAUUCCCCAUCGAAGAGAAAAAGCAUAACCAGGCCUCUCAGGCCCUUGGACGGCGACUUCGAUUCAACCGCGGUGCCGACAACCGGAACUUCGACAAUGCAUGCUACGUCACCCACGAAGGCUGUAACCCCGACAGACGCUGCGAUCAGCACGACCAGCACGGUGAUGUCAACCGGUUCCGCGCCAAUCGCCACCUCCACCCCCGUGAACUUCGCCGCGGGCCCGGUGAGUCCGCCUCCGUUGACCUUGGCCGCUGGUCCAGGCCUUUCUCAUCACGAGCCACCGGUGACGACCUCAGCGGCCAAGGUCACGAGCUAUCCAGCCGUCCUGAAGGGCAGGACCGCCGCCAGUCCACCGAAUCCGAAUCUGGUACCCUCCGGCAAGAUUCCACCCCCUGUUCCUCCAAGAGGUACCGGUCAAUCGAGGACCACGAGGUCCUCUGAGGAGCACCGUGGCCCUGGAACAGCCACCUCCACCACGUCCUCGAUGACAUCCAGCCGAGGUGGCACCCUUCCUUCCACUUGUUCCACCCCGCCCCCGCCCUUUGACGAUGCAGUGCGCUCAAAUGACCAGACCUUGGCUUCUGGUGGUCAACUUCAACAGGGUGCACCGACCACGAUCUUAACGAGCAGUCUAAGCAGUGCUCACUCCAAGCAGAACAAGGUUGUGCACCAUGUCACUCUCACAAAGACUUAUCACGAUGCCGUGAGCAUAUCCGACGUACACUUGGAAAGCAGCGGUAGCGGAAGCGGAAGCGGCGGCAGGGAAACGAAAUCUUCGUUGAGCGUAGAAAGCGGUGGUAGUAGUCGAGGAGGUGGGGGUCUGACCUGGACACCACCCGCUGGCAGUGCCGAGGGCUCUACGCCCACCUGGACAGAAGGCACGCCGUCCUUUACCGAGAGUUCCAGCAGCGGUGACGCAGGUUGUCCGACCACACCGAUCAGAGGCAGCCAGCGUCACGAUGACGGAGGGAGAAUCGCUGCCACCGUCGAGGAGGCGCUAGCCAGUCUUACUACAGAAAUGAAAGAAACGAACAACACGAGGAAUUUUGUGGAACAGAGAAGGUCCCUUUCGAAGUACAGUCAAGUGAGAACGAGUUUCAAACGUGCCAGCGCGAACCAUGUGUCGAUCAUGAGGAACGUGCAAAAUGUGUUAAGAGUUCAACGCCGGGAGCCAUAAGGAUCCAAAGAAGCGGGACUAUAAGAUAAAUUCAAGUUUUUUUUAGAAAUGUAAUCCAACAAGGACCGCGUAUAAACUGCGUGUAGAAAGAUAAAUGGAAUGAUUUAAGAAACCAAGAAGCAAUUCAGAUUUUAUCGUCGAAAUCUGUGAUCAUACGAACACGUCUAAUUACUUCAUCCUUUCAUAUACAUCGUUAAAUUAACGAUAUUCUUAACUCGUUUUUAUUACCGCAUACUCGAUCAUUUUUUUAAUAUUGUCGAAUUGUAGAUAAUUAGAAGAGAAACUAUGCCUGUUUAACCGGUUUGUACGAUAGUCAGGCAUAACUACGAUCUUAAUCCUCUCGUGACUAUAAAUCAGCCUUGCGUCUAAGUGUCUACUUAACUAACUGCAUAAGAUUUCGUUCUUUUCUUCCUUUUUCGUUGCGUCAACGUUAUCGCGUCGUAUGUUUUUUGAUAAUCGUGUAAACGAAUGAAAAGAGAAAAGCAAAAAAAAAAAAAAAGAAAAACGAGAAGUCUCGCAUUAAGGGAAUUAUUAUCGAAGCAAUAUACCGCAUAUCGCGAUCGAAGAGACGAAAACGGAAAACAAUCGAAUUCCUCGCCUGCGAUAACGUGGUUGCGAGCGUGCGGAGGAAAUGGCAGGAUAAAAUGACGAUUUUAUGGAGUGGCUCGUUUCGCGAUCAUUCGCAAACAUUCUUCCACUUCGUGCUUCUUCUUUCAAAUUCUCGAGACUUUAUGUCCUUGUGAUUCGAGUUAUCUAGUAAAUCUUCAGAUUUGAUAAUGGUUCGAAGAUGGCAGAAUACGAAAUAAUCUCGAGAAAUUGAUUUUGGAAAAGAAGUUGAGAAGCUGCCGUAGAAUUCUACAAGACGUAUUGCAUGUUAAUUGAUAUUUUUAAAGGUAUACUUUCCUCGGUAUUCGUUAGAUUCUUUUGCAGUUGCGUACAAAAUUACAUAAGCUUUCGAUGGAAUGUGAUUUAUUCGCGUUAAUAUUUACUUCGACUUUAUUAUCUGAAAGCCGGUCCUCUUUGUAUUCGAGGAAAAUUUCCGAAAGAUAUAGUUUCGAGUAGAUUUGCGUAGAGAAAUCGUGAAACCAAACGUGCCAUUGAAAAUGUUCAAUUGCGUAGAGAGAAAAAUGCGUGCACGAGUGAGGUUGCAAGAGCAAUUAAAAGCGAUUGCAGUCGCUGGAAUAAUUAACCCUUUAACCUAGCAAUAUAUGUUAAUAAAACGACUAGCGUUUAAGGCAUUAAUCGAAACGCGUUGAUAUCUUAAUAAGCUUAAUAUUAAUUUUCACAUUUUAUUACUACACAUUGCCAUCUUUUAUCGUGUCUAUAACAAUUCCUGUCUUCAAAUUUAAUUGCCUGGUUAAAGAGUUAAAACGUUAAAGAGUGUAAACAACAGUUAUGGAUCGGUUGCACUCACGCCAUGUGUUUCAAGCUAUACAUUUGUAACAUUCUAAUUUAAAAGUGCCUGCUACUAUUUUUAAUUAUUCAUAAGGAAGCAAUAUUUUUUUUCCAUUUUCAUUGCACGAAAAAAAAAUAUAUAUAUAGUGGAAGACCAACUUUCCUAGAGAUAGUUUAGAAGGCCGGUCCAUUUCUGUUCUAUUGAAGAAAACAAGGAAACGUGAAAACAUACGUAUUAAUCAUACGUAAAAGAUAACUGUAUCAAUAUUAUACAUAAAUACGUUGAAACAAUAUGAAAAGAUUCAGAUGCAUAAUGCGAGCAAUUGUGCUGUUGCGAAACAAAUUGUCACUUAACCGAGAUAUUUCGGCAAUACAUACUAUUACGAUUAUGAUCAUUACCAUUAUGAUUAUUACUAUCACCAUGAUUAUUGAUAUUAUUUAAAUAAAGCAGUUACUAUUAUUCUUAUGACUGUUUCUGUUAUCGUUUCGUUAUCGCGAUUUGAAAUACGCGCGUUUUCGUACGUCGGGGGUAACCUCCUUUCAAUUAUAUAUUUUCGUCGUUCGAUUUCUAGUUAAAUAUACAGUUUCUGACGAAAGUAAUAUUUGAAAUUAUGAAUAUAUUACGUGUACUAUACGAUCCAUUUUGAAAUUUUAUUAGCGCUAUAGUGCCACGUGACUAUCAUUAAUCGUAUCAGAAAAUUUUCAAACAAAACUGAAAAUGUAUAUAGAAGCUUCAAAUUAAAUGCAAGUAUAUGUUUCGCAGAAAUAGCAAAAAUAUUUAAACGUUCUAUUGUUGUUAAUAAACCUUAAUAUUUUCAGUGAUGUUAAUAUACUGAAAUGCUGUAUGUUCUUGAUGUAUACGAAUUUUCUACUAAAUAUAUGUUUGCACUAAAUGUCUCGCAAUUUCUAUAUAUAUUUUCAAAUUGAUUCGAAAUUUUACCAAUACGAACAUGACAGUCGUAUCUCGUUUCGAUGCUAAUUAAAUUUCAAAAUGUUUUGUAUAACACAGAUAAUAUAUCGAUGAAAAUUGUAUUAUUAUACCUAUUCAAAUACUGCCAUGAGUCACUGUAUGUGUUAUACAGGGUGGUUGGUAACUGGUGGUACAAGCGGAAAGGGGGUGAUUCUAGGCGAAAAAAGAAGUCGAAAAUAUAGAAUAAAAAUUUUUCGUUCGAGGCUUUGUUUUCGAGAAAAUCGACUUUAAAUUUUCGCUCGGUACGCGUGCACUUUGUCACAUCUCGUUAUAACGGAUCUCACUGUAGAUCGUUGUCUCGAUUGACGUUAUUUUUUUAAUUUUUUUUUUUUUUAAUUUUUCCAUCGAGACAACAAUCUACAGUGAGAUCCGUUAUAACGCGUACCGACCGAAAAUUCAAAGUCGAUUUUCUCAAAAACAAAGCCUCGAACGAAAAAUUUUUAUUCUAUAUUUUCGACUUCUUUUUUCGCGUAGAAUCACCCCCUUUCCGCUUGUACCACCAGUUACCAACCACCCUGUAUAUACAUAUAUGUAUGAUAUAUGCGUGUAUGUACUCCUGUCGGUAAAGAUCGAUCGAUCGAUACCUCGUAUCGUUUACGUAAACCCACCCUCGGCGCACUUUAUUUUCACUUUCUUUUCACCCUUUUUUUACCGAAAUAUUUUCUUAUCCUGGUUUCUUUUAUUUGCACCCGUUUCAGACCCACCUGUAGUCAAGCAAAAAACGAAGAUAGUUAUAGAAAAAAAGUCAAAUGAAAAACACAUAAAAAAAGAAAAUACAAAUUUGUAUGUACGAGAGAGAGAGAAAGAGAGAAUUGACUGCGGAGCCUGUGAAUCCUCGCUGUCGGCGCAUUUAGAAACCCUCCCCCUCCGGAAUUAGCUUGAAAAUGCAUUAGGACGUUGAUGUAAGUUCAACAGAAAGCAGGCAUAUAAGUGUGCGCAUUUUAAACUGUAUUUAUAGAGUGUGCCGAAAAUAUCCGACCACGGAAGCGGCCUUUAUUCAUCCGUAGAUUUUUGUCAUUGUAUUUUUCAUUAUACGAUUGUGUUCGUCAUGUCAUCCUUCACUACUUUUGUGAUGUCUAGUUGCAGAAUUUUUAUACGCUUAUAAGAAAUUUAAGGAUGCAAAAAU